Messenger RNA from Fraxinus pennsylvanica, 1320 nucleotides. NCBI's taxonomy places the organism in Eukaryota, Viridiplantae, Streptophyta, Magnoliopsida, Lamiales, Oleaceae. The record is from the annotation of a GenBank genome assembly.
AUGGAGGAUGCCGAUCAAGAAAGGUCAGGAUCACUAGUGGUUGACGGGAACACGUUGGUGGCCAUGUGCCUGGCGCAUGCCGGCGUAGAUAGGAUGUUUGGGGUUGUGGGAAUCCCUGUUACAUCACUCGCGAAUCGUGAUGUGGCUUUAGGGGUCCGCGUCAUUGAUUGGUCUGUUGCCGGACGACCUGGUGGGACUUACUUGGACCUCCCGACGGAUGUGCUUUACCAAACAAUUUCGGAAUCUGAGGCCGAGAGAUUAAUUAUCCAAGCUGGGGCAGCAUAUGCUAGAGCUGAAAAUGCAUUGAGGAAACUAGUGGAGAGCACUGGAAUUCCAAUUUUGCCUAUCCCUAUGGGGAAGGGGUUGCUUUCAGAUGACCACCAGCUAGCAGCCACUGCUGCCAGGUCAAUGGCUAUUGGAAAAUGUGAUGUGGCAUUGGUGGUUGGCGCUUGGCUUAACUGGUUGUUGCAUUUUGGGGAGCCACCCAAGUGGUCAAAAGAUGUGAAGUUUAUACUUGUUGAUAUAUAUAAGGACGAAAUUGAGUUGAGAAAGCCAACUUUGGGCAUAUUGGGGGAUGCAAAAGAUGUAUUAGAAAAGUUACAUAAGGAGAUUAACGAUGGUCCAUUUUGUUUGGGGAAGACUCACCUUUGGGUUGAGGCAAUAAAGAAUAAAGUUAAGGAGAAUGUGGCGAAAAUGGAGGUACAGCUGGCAAAUGAGGUAAUGCCCUUCAAUUUUUUGACGCCUAUGAAGAUUAUUAGGGAUGCCAUAUUGGGGAUGGGCAGUCCUGCUCCCAUACUAGUUUCUGAAGGAGCUAAUACCAUGGACGUUGGUCGCUCCGUACUGGUUCAGAUAGAGCUUAGAACGAGGUUGGAUGUAGGGACUUGGGGGACAAUGGGGGUUGGUCUUGGAUACUGCAUUGCCGCUGUAGUGGCAUCACCUGAUCGGCUAGUUGUGGCUGUUGAAGGUGACUCGGGAUUUGGGUUCAGUGCGAUGGAAGUCGAGGUUUUGGUUCGAUAUCAGUUGCCUAUGGUGGUUGUGGUCUUCAACAAUGGUGGAGUUUAUGGUGGUGAGAGGAGGAACCCUGACGAAAUAACGGGUCCUUACAAGGACGACCCAGCACCUACUUCUUUUGUCCCUGGCUGGCGCAGCAUAUUAGUUCUCCUUGAAGCUUUUGGAGGAAAGGGUUAUCUUGCUGGAACCCCAGAUGAACUUAAAACAACGCUUGCUGAAUCUUUUUCAGCACGAAGACCUACUGUCAUAAAUGUUACCAUCGAUCCAUAUGCUGGUGUAGAAAGUGGAAGACUGCAUCACAAAAACUGA